Molecule: messenger RNA, 2740 nt
Organism: Telopea speciosissima
Lineage: Eukaryota; Viridiplantae; Streptophyta; Magnoliopsida; Proteales; Proteaceae
Product: probable RNA-dependent RNA polymerase 5
Exons: 18
Coding region: 64-2667 (867 amino acids)
Biological process (GO): siRNA processing
Cellular component (GO): nuclear RNA-directed RNA polymerase complex
Molecular function (GO): RNA-directed RNA polymerase activity
Source: RefSeq, a predicted model, not a curated record
UCACGGGCUGUGUUGAGUCUGUGGGGACCAAGCACGUCAGCACGACUUCCUCGUUCCUAUUCAAUGGCGUUGGACGAACUUGGGUUCAAGAAGGCCUUCUUAAUUUUAAGUUAUGCUGGAAAGGUGAGGCUGGAAGCUGUGAUCCAAGCUGAGGACAUUCAUAAAUUCAAGAACUCCCCAAAUGCUAGAUUUGAGUCCGACGUUUGGCAAAGUAUUGGUCUACGUUGUAUCGAGGAGAAAGACAGGAGAAAGAAUUUUGAUUUAGACCAUGGAGGAGCAUUCUUGUAUUAUUGUCUGGUUGAUUCAAAAGGGAAUUACAGCUUUAAGGGCCCAUAUUAUGAUAAACGGAGAACUCAUCUUCAGAAGGUCUUAGGUGAUGAUAAUGUACUGCUGGUCAAGUUUUCUGAAGAGGAAGCAAACAGAAAUGUUUCAACUAUCAGUUCUUGCACGUCUAUUUACAAAAAAAUUGCAGAAGAAGGAAUUUUUGUUGGUCUGCGCCACUACCGUUUCUUUGUCUUCAAGGAUGGAGGCAAAGCGGAAAAGAAAAAGGAUCCGACAUCAUCUCGUGUGAAGUGUCAUUUUGUUUGUAUGGAGUCCAAUGACUUUGUAGACAGGAUGAAACCGUAUCCUUUAUAUUGUAAAUCUGUUCAUGAUGCACGCUGUGUGUUUAUGCAUGUACACACAGUCAACAGUCUAGUGGGUUAUAUGAAGAGGUUCUCCCUUAUUUUAUCAAAAACUAUCAAGCUAGAUGUAGAUUUUGCAUCCUUGAAUAUUCAAACGAUUGGAGAUGAACCUUGCCGGGAUGAAUAUGGUGUUGCUGUUCAUGAUGAAGGUGGGAAACUUCUUGUACAUACUGAUGGAACUGGUUUUAUAUCUGAAGACUUGGCUUUGAAAUGUCCGAGGAAUAUAUUUAAAGGGACUUUCCAGAAUAAUGGCAACACUGAGGAAACUGUAGGACUCACUGAACUUGAGCAGAUAUUUGGACUGACAAAAUCUAAUAUUGAGGAACCGCCUCUACUAAUGCAGGUCCGUUUGUUCUACAAUGGUUGUGCUGCCAAGGGAACCCUUCUUAUAAAAAAAAAUCUUCCUCCUGGAACAAUUCAGAUACGGCACUCAAUGAUAAAAGUUGAGCAAGAUAAAGAACUUCAAAUACCAUUUGCCAACAGUUUGGAGCUUGUUUCUACAAGUAAUCGUCCCAGAAAAGCAUUUUUAUCAAGAGCUUUAAUUGCUCAUCUUAACUAUGGAGGGGUCCCAAACGAAUAUUUUUUGGAACUUCUAAUGAAUGCUUUAGAGGAUGCUCAAAACAUUCACUCCAAUAAACGUGCUGCAUUAAGAGUUGCGCUCAAUUAUGGAGAUAUGGAUGACCUUCUUGCAGCAAGGAUGAUUUUAUGUGGAAUGCCCCUAGAUGAACCUUUUUUAUAUCGUCAUUUGUCAGUGCUGGCAAAAGAAGAGAAGAAGGGGCUCAAGGGAGGAAAACUUCCUAUCAGUGAGUGUUAUAAUGUGAUGGGAACAGCUGAUCCUACUGGGAUUCUGAAGAGGGAUGAAGUUUGUGUCAUUCUUGACAGUGGGCCAAUGUCCGGGAAAGUCUUGGUGUACAGGCACCCUGGUCUCCACUUAGGGGAUAUACAUGUCUUAACUGCCACCUAUGUUGGGCAGAUUGUAAACAUUGUUGGAAAUGCCAAAUAUGGUAUUUUCUUUUCUACUCAAGGAUCAAGAUCAGUAGCAGAUGAAAUGGCAGGCGGCGAUUUUGAUGGCGACAUGUAUUGGGUGUCAAGAAACCCUAAGCUACUACAAUGUUUCAGACCAAGUGAACCCUGGACAAGCACUUACGCAGCAAAAGGCACAGGACUCCAGAAACCAACUGAUUUUUCUCCUGAGGAAUUGGAGAGAAAGCUUUUUCAGCAAUUCUUAGAUAUUCGCUUUCAACCGAGUCAUGCUGCUGGUAUAGCAUCAGACAGCUGGUUAUCUUUUAUGGAUCGUCUACUGGUUUUAGGAGAUGAAUGUGUGGAGGAAAAAGAAUGUCUGAAGAAGAAGAUGCUUCAGUUAAUUGAUAUAUAUUAUGAUGCCUUGGAUGCACCAAGGACCGGAAUUAAGGUGGAAAUCCCAAAUGAACUGAAGGCUUCAAAAUUUCCACAUUUCAUGGAAAGGACAAAUGGGUAUACUUCAACUUCUAUAUUGGGGUUGAUUUAUGACAAGGUGGAUUUGUUACAAACUGAAGGUCUUACAUCAACAGAAGUAUGGAAGCUUCCUUGUUUUGAUGUUGUAGUUCCUCCAACCUGCUUGGUUCAAUGGGACAUGCUUUAUCGGCAAUAUAGAAAUGACAUGUGUAAUGCCUUGCAAAAUAAACCCAAAAACUUGUCUGAAUCAGGUCAGAAAAAGCAAAGCUCCAAAUCCGAACUUGCAGAUGAGGUUAUAGAAAAAUAUAAGAAGGAAUUAUAUCAUGCUCCAGAAUUCAGAUCAAGUAAAAGGAAUGAGGAAGAGAUCUUCAAUGAUGCUCUUGCUAUUUACCAUCUAGCUUAUGCUUAUGCAAAGCAAAUGAAUGAUGCUGCCAAGUGUAACGUCGUUUGGAAAAUUGCUGGUCAAGCUCUUUGUAAGAUUUACCUUAAAAAGCAGAAUGAUGAACCAAUUUUGUGUUCAAAAUCUGUUCUACGCGAGGUCUUGAACUAGCCCCAAUCUUAUCACAUGAAAAUUGUAAAUAUGAAUAUCUCAUCUGAUUGGAAGAUUAGUUUUUCUAUCUUUC